Clupea harengus (Atlantic herring) is the source of this 2540-nucleotide messenger RNA. Its product is annotated as neuronal acetylcholine receptor subunit beta-2-like. Gene Ontology annotation, cellular component: postsynaptic membrane. Gene Ontology annotation, biological process: monoatomic ion transmembrane transport. Lineage: Eukaryota; Metazoa; Chordata; Actinopteri; Clupeiformes; Clupeidae. The record is from RefSeq and is a predicted model, not a curated record. Gene Ontology annotation, molecular function: transmembrane signaling receptor activity; acetylcholine-gated monoatomic cation-selective channel activity.
CACGCGUUGUGUUAUGACGCGUUUUUUUGUGCACUAACUCGCGGAGGGAACCUACUUUUUUUAUUCAUCUGACAAAAAUGGCGACCAUUAAUGCCAUACUCGUGGGGGAAGAUUUUACAUUUAAAGACAUUUAUUAGUGCGGGAGUGUGGCAGUAAGCUUCUGUUACUGAAGUUAACUACAAGAAGCAUUUCGUGAUUGUUAUACGCCAUGUCCAUUGGAGUUACUACUAGUAAGAGGAUUUUCAAAGAUCGGUCUUUGAACCGAUCGUGUGAGAUUGCGCUCUCCCUGUCCCCCAUCCCUCCGGUUGCAUGCUUGUGAAAAUUAACUGAUUCUUGUUUAUUCUGCACAGAUGUCAACGCAGUUUAGCCUACUCCAUACGCCCGUUAGAGACCAGGACCGAAAGUGCGUGCGCGGUAAGACAGAAUGACAGAUUGAAGGGAUAGCAGGCAUAUUCAUUUUACCCCCGUCUGUCUUCUCUUAACGAACAGAAUGAAACGAAUAUUUAUUUUGAGAAUUUUGGUGUCAAUAAUACACCUGUCAACGUCAGACACAGUGAAUUUAUCGGGGACAGUUUAACUUCGGAAAAGGGAGACAUCUCCACGUUAACCGGGACGUUAGCCUAACUGCCGCACAGGGUAGCAGCCCUCAGAAGUGAACCCACGCGCCUGGAUCCCUCUUUGCCUCGUGCGGUGCACCUACACAGCGGAGAUGUUCCGUUGGACAUCCCCCUAACGGGACAUUCAUGGUUUCAUUCUUGGUUUGUUUGAUUUUUCUUUGGGACUGACGACAGGAGAGCCAAACGGUCCAUUUCGAAGUUUGGUGAGCGGGCGACCGAUGGUACGAGGCAAUGGCAGUCCCAAUGACUUCAAUAUCCUUACUCGCUCUCGUUGUUUCAAUGGUGCUGAGUGCAGAGAUAGAGGAGAGGCUGGUGAGUCAACUGCUGUCACCUGAGCGGUACAACAAGCUGAUCAGGCCGGCCGUCAACACCAGCCAGGUCGUCACCAUCAGCAUACAGGUGUCCCUCGCCCAGCUCAUCAGUGUGAAUGAAAGAGAACAGAUUAUGACCACAAACUGCUGGCUCACACAGAUAUGGAAUGACUACAGAUUAAUAUGGGACCCCGAUGAGUAUGAGGGCAUCAGAAAAGUUCGCCUCCCGUCUCAACACAUCUGGUUACCGGAUAUCGUCCUAUACAACAAUGCUGAUGGGACAUACGAGGUGUCCUUCUACUCCAAUGCCGUGGUGACUUACAACGGCGAGGUUGCCUGGCUGCCUCCAGCCAUCUACAAGAGCGCCUGCAAGAUUGAGGUGCGUGACUUUCCCUUCGACCAGCAGAACUGCACGCUCAAGUUCCGCUCCUGGACCUACGACCACACAGAGAUCGACCUGGUGCUCAUGUCUGACUUCGCCAGCCGCGACGACUUCAAGCCGAGCGGCGAGUGGGACAUCGUCUCCCUGCCCGGGCGCAAGAACGAGGACCCAAACGACGACACCUACCUGGACAUCACCUACGACUUCAUCAUCAAGCGCAAGCCGCUCUUCUACACCAUCAACCUCAUCAUCCCCUGCGUGCUCAUCACCUCGCUGGCCAUCCUGGUCUUCUACCUGCCGUCCGACUGCGGCGAGAAGAUCACCCUCUGCAUCUCCGUGCUCCUGGCGCUCACCGUGUUCCUCCUCCUGAUCUCCAAGAUCGUGCCGCCCACCUCUCUGGCCGUGCCGCUCAUCGGCAAGUACCUGAUGUUCACCAUGGUCCUGGUGACCUUCUCCAUCGUGACCAGCGUGUGCGUGCUCAACGUGCACCACCGCUCGCCCAGCACGCACACCAUGCCGUCGUGGGUCAAGCGCAUCUUCCUCGUGCGCCUGCCCGCCUUCCUCUUCAUGCGGCGGCCCGGGGGCAGUGCCAACGUGAGGGACCGCUUCCGGCACAAGCACCGCAAGUGCUCCUUCUCUGAGACUAGAGGGGGGGAGGCGGCGGGCCAGGGAGGGGCCGCCGGGGGGGGGGGAGGCGACUCGGCCUCCGCGUUCUUCGUGAACGAGGACUCGGCGAAACAGUACGGCUGGCGCUCGGGGGACCUGCCCGAGAGCGGGGCGGCCGGGACGGAGUUCCGCCGGCGCAUGACGCUGCGCUGCAACGUGGACGUGCAGGAGGCGGUGGACGGGGUGCGCUACAUCGCCGGGAAGAUGAAGAUGGAGGAUGACGAUGAAGGAAUCAUUGAGGACUGGAAGUAUGUGGCCAUGGUGAUUGACAGGCUGUUCCUGUGGGUGUUUGUGCUGGUGUGUGUGACGGGCACGCUGGGACUCUUCAUGCAGCCGCUGUUCCAGAGCCUGAACACGCCCACAGUGGACGACGGCGAGUGAGUCAUGGACAUGAAGCCCCCUGAUUGGACGAGGAGCUGAAGAGACAUCAGACCUCCUGACCCCCACCCCACCCCACAACCUACGACCACAUGUUUACUCCCCAGCUGCUGCUGUCAUAACCUGGAGCUGAGAAGAGAAGAAGAGAAGAGGAGAGAGAAGAAGAGAAGAGGAGAGAGAAGAAGA